AUGUACAAUAUUGUUUUAGUUGAAAGAGACAAUUACAAAAUGUUUCUGUGUGUAUGCUUUGUUAUUUGGAGCGGUGCCCUCGUGCCGGCUUUGGCCCAAGGCGACAGACGGUGUGGCCACCCAGCUGUGCCGCCGAAUGCAAAGGUUUCUUUGGCUUCAGACACUGACAUAGUACCGGGAACAGUGGCCACCUAUGAAUGCGAUGACGGCUACGAGCUUUUCGGUGCACAUCAAAGAGAAUGUACAUUAAGGGGUGAAUGGACUUCAGAACCGCCAUUUUGUGGAACCAACGUUGCCUUCAGAAAACCAGCAAAUCAAUCAACCACUGUACGUGGUGGUAGCGCUAGCAACGGCAAUGAUGGUGAAAAGACCACCGAACACGACGGCAAAAGAUGCACAGAAACACAAAGAGAGGCUUCACCCUGGUGGCAGGUCGACUUGUUACGUCACUACGCCGUCAAAGUAGUCAGAGUCACCACAAGGGGCUGUUGCGGUCACCAACCCCUUCAAGAUCUGGAAAUCAGGGUAGGCAACAGCAGCAGUGAUUUACAAAGAAACCCACUGUGCGCAUGGUUUCCUGGCACGAUUGACGAAGGUAUAACGAAGACGUUCACUUGCGCCCGUCCCCUCAUAGGUCAGCACGUCUUUCUCCAACUGGUUGGAGUAGAGAGCUCCCUUUCUUUAUGUGAAGUAGAAGUAUUCACCACAGAAGAGUUCUCAAACGAUCGAUGCGCCCCGAUUGGAGCCUCAGCAGAUAUUGAGUUGGCUGCUUUUUCUCGAAACUGUUACGAAUUUAAUGGAGCUAAGGGAGCAUCUUUUGAGGAAGCGCGGAAACAAUGUCAGGAACAUGGAGGAGACUUAAUACAUGGGUUUCAGGGCGCUACGUCAAGUUAUCUAAUUCAGGAGUUAGAAAGGCGAAGGCCAAAUUUAAAGACUCUGUUGGUCUGGAUCGGAGCUCAAAAGGAACCUGGUCUUACUUCCAGAACUUGGAAAUGGGUUGACGGAGAAACUGUUACGAAGCCAACGUGGGGAAAGGACCAGCCGAAUAAUUAUAACGGCGAACAAAACUGCGUGGUGCUUGAUGGUGGGCGCUCCUGGCUAUGGAACGACGUCGGCUGCAAUCUGGACUACCUACACUGGAUCUGCCAGUACCUGCCCCCUACUUGUGGAAGUCCAGAUAAACUGUUGAACACGACAAUUGAAGAUAAUGAUUACCAUGUAGGGUCUUCGAUAAGGUAUAAAUGUCCACAAGGUCACAUGCUGAUUGGAGAUAAAACUAGAGAGUGCAAAAAAGAUGGGUUUUGGUCUGGAACAGCACCAAGUUGUAAAUACAUUAACUGCGGUGGAUUGACUCCAAUUCAAGAUGGUACCGUGGAUUUAGUAGAUGGACACACCACAUAUGGAGCGAAAGCUAUUUAUUCAUGUAAAGAAAAUUACACACUGGUGGGUAACGCUGAACGAAUGUGUAAGGAUCAAGGAAUUUGGGAUGGAGAGGCACCCAAGUGUCUGUUUGACUGGUGUCCAGAGCCCCCACCAGUCUCAGGGGCCACGGUCACCACUAGUGGGCACAAAGCAGGAUCGUUGGCAACCUAUACUUGCCAGAACGGAUUUAUUCUUUUUGGAUCACCAAGUAUCACUUGUAAUCUCGGUGGAACAUGGGGCGGCACCCCACCUUCGUGUAAAUAUGUCGACUGCGGCACUCCAGCACAAGUCCAUAAAGGGUCCUUCAGACUAUUGAACGGCACGACUACCUACGGCUCGAUAGCCCAAUUCACCUGCGAACCCGAUUACUGGUUGGCGGGAGCUGAAGUACUCACAUGCUAUCGUGAUGGCAAAUGGUCGCAUGAGAUACCUUCCUGUGAAUUGAUAAGUUGUUCCGACCCGGAGGUGCCGACUGGUGGUUAUAUGGAGGCAUAUGAUUACAACGUCCACUCAACCAUUGACUUUCAUUGUGAGAAGGGACAUAAACUCAUUGGUGAACCAAGUCUCACGUGUCAACCUGACGGAGAGUGGUCAGGAGAAUCGCCUAAGUGUGAAUAUGUGGACUGCGGUAAAUUGCCACCUCUGCCCUAUGGUUCAGCGGAACUUUUAAAUGGUACCACGCAUUUAGGAAGUAUUAUCCAAUACUCAUGUACUACUAACUACAGGCUAGUCGGACCAGUAAGAAGGAUAUGUACUGAAGAUUUUCAAUGGAGUGAUUCGUCACCUAGAUGUGAAGAAAUAAGAUGUCCAGAGCCAAUAGUAGCGGAAAACAGCAUUGUGUCCGUAACCGGUAAUGAUCGCAUGCACGGACGCACGCUCAUUCGUACACGAUCAAGUACACAGGGUAACACGUACAGAAUCGGUGCCUUGGUAAAAUACCGCUGUGAGCGUGGGUACAAGGUGGUGGGCGAGAGUCUAUCAACAUGUGAAGAUAAUGGACAAUGGAGUGGAGUCAGACCUAAAUGUCAAUACGUUGACUGUGGCAAUCCGGGUCGCAUACAAAAUGGCAAAGUGACAUUGGCUACAAACGCGACGUACUAUGGAGCUGCAGCUUUGUAUGAAUGCGACGAACAUUGGCAACUAGACGGGGUCUCAAGGCGAUUGUGUCAAGAUAACGAAACCUGGAGUUCUGAAGCACCUGUAUGUAAAGAAAUAACCUGUGUGGAUCCAUCAAUACAAAUAAAGGGCAGUAUUGGUUUAUUGGUUGUGACGUCAACUCUCAGCAUUGGAGGCGAAGCGCACUACCGCUGUGAACGAGGAUACAGCCUUAAAGGAAAUGAAACUAGAACUUGUCUACCGAAAGGGCAGUGGGCCGGAGCGCCUCCUGUUUGCAUACCGAUCGACUGCAAGUCACCCGGCACUGUAGACAACGGCAGAGUGAUUAUUUCAAAUAGUUCGACACUCUUCGGCAGCUCUAUAGAGUAUCACUGCUUACCGCAAUUUCAGCGAGUUGGACCAUUCCUUCGCAAAUGUUUAGACGAUGGCAAAUGGUCAGGAGAAGAACCCAAGUGCGAAUUAAUUACGAACGAAGCUGCUGAAAAUGGCGCUCUGCCACUCAGUGUUGGAGUUGGUUGCGGUAUUGUUCUAUUUUUGCUUAUGUUGCUCGGAGUCAUCUAUUUAAGACUACGUAAAGCAACGCCAGUCAAAAACACUGAAAAUAUAGAAGGAGCUGAACGGAAAGAAGACCAAAACGCAGCCGUAAUGAGCUACGCAACUCUCCACGAUACUAACGGACGGCAUAUUUACGACCACGUAACGGACAAUCUGUAUGAUUCACCGUACGGCGAGAGUUUAGCCGAGAACUCCGCGUACGGCAGACGCAGUGACACCGAAUCCGCAUACGAACCAGAACCCACCGGCCCCAACGCCGUCGUCACCAUCAACGGAGUAGCCGUUCGUUGA
Danaus chrysippus (African queen) is the source of this 3384-nucleotide messenger RNA. NCBI's taxonomy places the organism in Eukaryota, Metazoa, Arthropoda, Insecta, Lepidoptera, Nymphalidae. The record is from the annotation of a GenBank genome assembly.